Nilaparvata lugens (brown planthopper) is the source of this 1416-nucleotide messenger RNA. RefSeq names its product 39S ribosomal protein L38, mitochondrial (gene mRpL38). Gene Ontology annotation, cellular component: mitochondrial large ribosomal subunit. The coding region runs from base 124 to 1335 and encodes 403 amino acids. The transcript has 7 exons. NCBI's taxonomy places the organism in Eukaryota, Metazoa, Arthropoda, Insecta, Hemiptera, Delphacidae. The record is from RefSeq and is a predicted model, not a curated record.
UUAUCGAUACUCGAUAGUAUCUGAAGUCAAAAAUAAAGAGAAGGAGAACUAACCUCACAUCUUUAAACUACUUCCAUAAAUGUAGGAGAUUUUAAUUGAAUUUAGUAAGUCUUGAUUAUAAAAAUGGCUUCACGUUUUUGUAAAUUAGUGAUAAGUGACAUAAAUUUAAUAAAAUCGAAUAAUGUCAGGUUCUAUCCAGCUAUCAAGGUGUAUGGAAAGCCGCCGCAUUUGGCCAAGAAUUUCGAAACCAAACUUGCAGAAAUGAACUACAAGGAUCCAGCCAUUUAUUACAAAGUUGAUAUUGGAUUGCCGUUUCCAGCGCGAGACCGUAGAGAAAUAACCAAAACAAGAUUGAAGUUUCUAAGAGAGCAGAGAAAGAAUUCAGACAUUGAAAUUAUCUCUAAUCGCGGUGAACAUAUAAUCCCCUUAGCUGACGUAUCUGUGGAAUGGCAGAGAACAAUCGGCCCUUUCCAUUUGAAGAACGUAGCAGAGCACUAUGGGAUUUUCAAUGAUCUUUUCGGAGAUGCCUACUUCUAUCCGCAAGUGCCAUUGGAUAUUAGUUUCAGGCAUGGGGAUGACUUAAUUCCUGUUUUCAGAGGGAAUGACGUAAAGCCGUCCCAGGCGACUCAAGCACCUGAAGUGAACUAUGAGGCAGAUGCCGAUACACUGUGGACACUCAUAUUGACAAAUCCUGACGGCCAUCUAUCCAAAGAAAAUUCCGAAUACGUUCAUUGGUUUAUAGGCAAUAUACCUGGAAAUGAUUUGAAAAAGGGAGAGGUAGUGUGGGACUACUUGCAGCCUUUCCCUCCAUUUGGAACUGGCUUCCAUCGAUUUGUUUUCGUACUCUACAAGCAGGAGAAGAGGAUCGACUAUUCGAAACUGAAAAAGGCGGCUCCUUGCCUGGAUCUGAACGAGAGGACUUUUGUGACGUACGACUUCUACCGAGAGCACCAGGAUGAUCUGACGCCGGGCGGUCUGGCGUUCUUCCAGUGCGACUGGGACUCCUCACUCACCGACUUCUUCCACAAAACACUCGACAUGAAGGAGCCAGUAUUCGAGUAUGACUUCCCACCACCCUACAUCAGAAAACAGGAAUGGUUUCCCAGGAGGAUGCCGUUCAACAUAUACCUCGAUAAAUACAGAGACCAAAAGGAGGUUUCCAAGGACAUUCUGUUGAGGAAACUGAAGAAUGUGCAUCCAUUCAAGAAGGCGCCGCCACAAUUGCCAUUCCCCAAUGCUGUGCCCAUUGAUAAGAAAGUGCCGUCUUGGCUUGUCGACGAAAUUAAAAGGGAACGACAAGGGUGGGGCAGAGCUGUUUAUCAUAAUGAAGAAUAAAUUUUCAAAAUAUACUCACAUAAUUCAAUUAUGUAUUGUUAUAAGUUAGUUAAAAUAGUUAAUAAACUACUUUUUACUCUA